AUGCCGCGAUACAAUUCGAUAGGAUUCAUCAUAUUGGCAGGUACACGCUCUGUCGUGGGCAUCGGCUGGCAGAAUGAAGCCAAUGUGUCGAUUUGCAACUGGGCUCAACUUCGCGCAAACAUCAUUCGGGACACAAUAUACCUCGAUGGAGGAGAUAUAUGGUGGCAAAUGGGACUGUCUGAUGGAAGUUAUGGGAGUCCUGAAAGGGAUGAUGAAGAUGGCGGGUUGAUGUACAACCUUAGCCUUAGCCAAGCUUUUAACCAGCAAACAAACUUGACAAGCCUGGUCCAGGCGAUGGCUAAAAAUGGAGGCACCUCAACGGCCAAUGUUAACCCGAAUUACGAAGAUGGGGUUAUGUUUGCGAAUGACAAUGAGUUUAUUCUCUAUGGAGGUUUGCCUCGAUUGACCAAUAGCGAGAAUCCUCCCCCCACAGAUGUGGUAUUGGGAUACGAAGAAUUCGAGUAUUCAACGAUAAUUCCGAAUUGGGGCACGGGAUUUAUACAAAAGAGUACUGAUAAUGGCGUUACCCGAUAUAUUACAAAUGGUGCCGGUGUCUCAGCCCCGAGCGAAAACCUAGGGUUCUAUUUCAGUGGAAUGCGUGGGCCACGCUGGGGGGCAAUUGAAGGAGGCGAUGGCUCGGCUAAUACAACCUCCAAUAGCUUUAUUACCGUAAAUAUGACUACGAUGAGGCUUGAAACAUGGCAAAACCUUACAUUGCCUUCGACUGUCACCGGGAGAGCAAACGCGGAACUGGUGUGGCUUCCGGUUUCCGAUUCUGGGGUUUUGGUUGCGAUCGGGGGAGUGAUUAACCCUGAAAUAUUAAAGGCAGAUCGAAAUUUGACAGUUGAUGACGCCAGAGCAAGCAACAACACGAGCCCCACGUUCAUGACGGAAAUUCCGGUUUAUGAUGUUGCUUCUCAAACUUGGUAUCUUCAGAAUGCUACUGGUAACAUCCCACCUCAGUUGACGAUGUUCUGCUCCGUUGUCGCGCCUUCAGCAGAUAGAAGCUCGUUCAACAUUUACAUCUACGGAGGUUAUGAUGGUGUCGACCCUGAUAGUCCACCAUCAGAUGACGUAUAUAUCCUUUCGAUUCCAUCAUUCACAUGGAUUAAAGCCUAUUCAGGUAGUUACUCUCAUGGUCGCAGCGGACACAAGUGUUUGAGGGUUUAUCCGAAUCAGAUGUUUGUUCUCGGCGGCAUAUAUAAGAACGAUCCAACAAUUUGUCUGGACGGAGGAUUCAUACAAGUAUUCAAUCUGAAUACUCUUCAGUUUCAAGAUGCAUAUAGUCCGCAAAACUGGAGUAAUUAUUCGGUACCACUAGCCGUUACUUCUCAAAUUGGUGGAAGCGCAAAUGGCGGUGCCACGAGGAUGUGGCCUGCUUCAUGGAAUAACAGAAGUUUGUCACAAGUAUUUUCAAGCCCUUAUUCACGACCUCUAAGCACCCAUUACCCUUAUCCUUUGAAAACAACGAAUUUGACGGUACCACCAGGAGCCUCAAGCUCGAUCGAAAAUAGUACAAUGCCAUCUUGGGUCAAAGGAAUUAUCGGGGCAUUGACUGGACUUGGCAGUAUUCUCGUUGGAAUUACUAUCUGGUUCCUUUGGCGACGAUAUUUCCCACACAGGAAAUUGGAUACAACGACUGCAUCGAGUUCUUCCAGAGUUGGAAAAAGCAACCCAGAUGUCUCAACGACCACUGAGGAAAUCAAGACAAACUAUUCCUCUUCGGCAAUUUCACCGAUGACCGACAUAUCCUCCAUUAGCCGAGACAAAGAACUUGAAACAGCCAAUACGCCAAUAAGCCCCGAGACUACCAUGAGCCAAGCCGAUAGUUCGCCAAUAUUUGAACUGGACUGUGAGUGUGGGUUGCCAUGA
Messenger RNA from Talaromyces proteolyticus, 1872 nucleotides. RefSeq lists its product as uncharacterized. The record is from RefSeq and is a predicted model, not a curated record. NCBI's taxonomy places the organism in Eukaryota, Fungi, Ascomycota, Eurotiomycetes, Eurotiales, Trichocomaceae. Bases 1 to 1872 code for a protein of 623 amino acids. Gene Ontology annotation, molecular function: protein binding. The transcript has 8 exons.